Messenger RNA from Gryllus bimaculatus (two-spotted cricket), 2628 nucleotides. NCBI's taxonomy places the organism in Eukaryota, Metazoa, Arthropoda, Insecta, Orthoptera, Gryllidae. The record is from the annotation of a GenBank genome assembly.
AUGCUCACAGAGAUCGUGAGCGUGAUGGAGCGAACGGACUUGAUUGUUGACUUUGGAAAUGUGUUCAUCCCCCAAAAUCUUGAAGUUCCCAAACCAAGAGUUCUUCCUGAAUUCAAGAGACUUGCACAUGGUCUGCGAUCUGGAAACAUCAGUGUACUUGAUGCAAAGACCUUCUAUAUUCCAAACUUGCAUUAUGAUGGUGCUGGACCUGAUGCAUACUUCUGGGUUGGUAAUGGAACUGAACCCAGUCCCCUUGGCAUCAAGGUACCAAAUGAAGUCGGAAGUCUGGACCCCCUUCGAGGCUAUCAAGGAGAGGAUAUUGAAAUUCAGUUACCAGGAAACCUGACUGUGUAUGAUAUUGAUUGGCUUGCUGUAUGGUGUGUUCAGUAUCGCCACAACUUUGGUCAUGUACUCAUCCCCAAGGACUUGGACGUGCCUCCAGCCCUAGGCCAGACCAAAAUCACUACUAGCAGUACAACUCCUGACCCAAGGGGAAGUCCUGAUCCAGAUGAUAUUGCCAGUAAUUGUCGUUCCUUCCUUGAUGACCGAUUACAAGUGCGAUGGGAAAUGAAGGGUGAUGUGGUACAAAUACAACUUGCAGCAAAAAUGAGGGAAGAUCAAUGGAUGGCAUUUGGAUUGAGCGGAGAACAAGGACGGUCUACAAUGGUUGGUGGUGAUGUUGUUGUCGCAUUCUAUGACACUGAUGAAAGAGUCUUUAAGGCAGAAGAUUAUUACAUGUCUGCAACAUCCCAGUGUGAUGGCACAGGAGGAGUUUGUCCGGAUGUGAGAAUUAGUGGGAAUGAUGAUGCACAGUUAAUUCAAGGUGACCGUAAGAAUGGUGUUACUACUGUUACGUACACUCGACCUCUCAUAACAAACGAUCCAAUUCAUGAUCGUGGGAUUCCUAGUAAUGGAGAAGUUAAUGUCAUUGCAGCCAUUGGAGCACUAAACAGUCGUAAAGAGGCUAAUUCUCAUGACAUUCCUGACAAAACAAAAGAUGACAUCCGAAUAGAUUUCAGUAGUCGAAAUGAUCAUGCUUGUACUACAUCCUUAUUUGACCUGCCCACUGACCCUGGAGUUCAGGCUUGGGAACCUCAAAUGAUCACUGGUGAAAACACAUUCAGUGUUCGAAUAGGACCCACAGGUGGAAAGAGAGGGUACACAGCAAUUACAGGACUUCCUUCAUGGGGUAUUGCAUGGUAUGUUAAUGAUCUUCUUAUACCAGAAAUAUUUGUAGAACGUGGACAAACCUACACAUUUGUUGUAGAAGGAGGAAUUGAUCCUACAAAUCCUGCCAAGUAUCAUCCAUUCUAUAUCACUGACAAUAAGGAAGGGGGUUAUGGACAAAAAACAGAAGAUCAGAGGAAAAAGCAACGAGUAUUUGCUGGAGUUGGAUUUGAUGCUGAGGGCUAUCCUUAUCCUACAGCUGCGGGUCGUUAUUGUGAAUGGGUUCAUAAAACAGUAGAUCAGUCAUUAAAAAUUGAAAGUUUUAAUGAAUACCUCAGCACAUUACGAUUGGUGUGUGAUGAGGGUGAGCCUGCAUACCUCAAUUGGACAGUAGCUCCAGAAACACCAGACCUAGUUUAUUACCAGUGUUACACACACAACAACUUAGGAUGGAAAAUCCAUGUUGUAGAUAUGGGUUACAGAUCACAACAAAAUGGCAUGAGUAGUGCCAUUUCUUUCCUUACUCCAAGCAUAUUGUUGCCUCUCAUGACACUUCAUUUCUUCAUGAGGUGAAGAAGCUCAUUAUUUCACAGAUAUGUGCAAGUCCUAUAUGAUAUUGUCUGUGUCUUCUUGAAUAUGAAAUGGGUAUGUUUUUGAAGGGAAAUUGUUUCUUGAAGUAAUAUGGGAAACUACUGGAAUAAAUGCAUAAAAUACUAUGCCAGAAACAGUUUUAGUAGUUGAAACUACACAUUUCAUUUCAAUUAGACUUGGUGCAAUAAAUACAUAAAAUGUAUAACCACAUUGUCUGCUGUACAUAUUUGUGAUGUUCACUGCGUGUUGCAAAACAAUGCAUGAGAAGAAACUUCCACAUAUCACUGAAAAUCAAACAUCUUAGUUUAAAAAACUGCAAUAUCUGUGGAAGGUAUUGUCUAUAUUAAAGAAAAGUAGCAUAUCAGUUUGCUACAAGCUUGCAAUGCAUUGGACUUCUGAGCAAUAUUAAUGCUAUUAAUUAUAAAUGGAAAAACUGGUGAAAUGAAGUACAGAAUAGAUAAAAGAUACAAAAAUUAAGACACAAAUAUUUUAAUUAAUAAUGUCAAUUAAACAUAUCCUAUCACAAAGCCUUUUGAUUUAAAUUAGCAUUUGUUUUUUCUAUUUAAUUUUUUAAGUGGUAUAAUAAGUUGUUUCAAACAACUUUGGUGUUUGAUAUUUUAUUUUUUAAUUAGUUAAAUUUCUAAUAAAAAUAUAGAGAAUAUAAUUAUUUUACAGUAAAUAAAACUGAUAACAUUUUAUAAUGUUUUAGAUUGAUGGUGAAUGGAAUUCAUAGACUGUUUUGUUUAAGAAUAUGUUUACUUUACGAUUUAUGUAUGUCUCAUCAAUUUAAACAAAACAAAUCGAAACGUCAAUACAGUUAUUUUUUCAAAAUAUAAUUUAUGAAUUUGAAUUAUUUUGCUAUUCUUUUGG